Messenger RNA from Grammomys surdaster, 540 nucleotides. RefSeq lists its product as uncharacterized. Lineage: Eukaryota; Metazoa; Chordata; Mammalia; Rodentia; Muridae. The transcript is spliced from 2 exons. Bases 61 to 399 code for a protein of 112 amino acids. The record is from RefSeq and is a predicted model, not a curated record.
CAAGAGGAAUUUCAGAGGAAAGGUCUGGAGGUCCUGGCUAAAUUCCCGAGAAACAUCAAAAUGGGGGUGAUAAGUACAAAGUUACAGGAGUUUCAGAUGACUGAAUCAAAAGGUACCACCACCCAAGCUGGGAAGAAGGAUGAGAAAUCCAAAUAUAAGGCCAAGGUAACUAAGAAACCAGUGGUAAUGAAGAGAUUCGAUCAAGCCUGCAUGAAAAAGCCACUCCCCCCGAGAGCUCAGACUCCCUUGGUUAAGGUGAAGAAAGAAAGAAAACCACAGAGAUUGGGUCUUUACCAUCGGCUGAACGAGAAGCUUAACCAGGAUGUACAAGAUGAACUUGACAAAAGCGAGGACAGCAGUUCCAGCAGCACCUCAAGUGAUGACCUGGAUAGCCAGUGAAGCAGGAUGGAGGCCAGAGACCUCAGAACCAUCUGUCACUGUCCAGAGGUCUCCACCCUGUCCAGUGGGCAACUGUGAAGACAGAAACUCUGUAGCUUCUGAUGGUCAGAUGAUAAAUUAAAUCAAGCUCUUAGGAGUGAA